Messenger RNA from Aspergillus melleus, 1146 nucleotides. It is a transcript of the gene DAL2, whose product is annotated as allantoicase. The record is from RefSeq and is a predicted model, not a curated record. Gene Ontology annotation, molecular function: allantoicase activity. Gene Ontology annotation, biological process: allantoin catabolic process. The transcript has a single exon. Bases 1 to 1146 code for a protein of 381 amino acids. NCBI's taxonomy places the organism in Eukaryota, Fungi, Ascomycota, Eurotiomycetes, Eurotiales, Aspergillaceae.
AUGGCGGUCCCCACCAGCACCGAUAAGCUCACUUACAUCCCCGCGGAGGAGAUCGACCAAGUCUUCGCCCACACCACCAAUUUGGCCUCGUCCGGCUUGAACAGCAAGGUGCUGGCUACCUCCAACGAGUACUUCGCUGCCGCCUCCAACCUGCUCACGCCGACUCCCCCCAUCAACCGCCCGGGCGUCUUCGUCCACACCGGUGCCUGGUACGAUGGCUGGGAGACGCGUCGCCACAACCCCGAGCCCUACGACUGGGCCGUGAUCAAGCUGGGAGUGGCAGCUGGCACGAUCCAAGGCGUGGAGGUGGACACGGGCUUCUUCGUCGGCAACUACGGCGAGAAGGCCGAGCUCCAAGGCACCUACGCCCCGGCCGACAGUGGCGUAUCGGACGCCGAGAUCGCAAACCCCAACUACGCCGGCUGGUCCACCAUCCUGCCCGCUCAGCCCUGCGGUCCUAAGCAGCGUCGCGCCUGGAAGCUGAACGACUACGACCCCGCCAACCCCAAGCCCUACACUCAUGUGCGCCUGCUGAUGUACCCGGACGGCGGAUUCGGCAGACUCCGUCUCUACGGCCAGGCCAUCCCGCCGGCCGCCGCUGCUGCCGCGGCGUCGCAGGCCCCCGUCGAGGAGCUGUCGUCGGCGCUGCUGGGCGGCUUGGCUCUGGGCGCGUCCGACCAGCAUUUCACCCCCUGCUCGAACCUGCUGCUUCCCGGCCGCGGAAAGGACAUGGGCGACGGAUGGGAGACGGCGCGGUCUCGUACCCCGGGCCACGUGGACUGGGCCAUCGUGAAGCUGGGUCUCCCGGGCUCCGUCAGCAAGAUCGUGGUGGACACGAAGGAUUUCCGGGGAAACUUCCCCCGCACGGUGCGCGUGCAUGGGUUGGUUGCGGGGAGCGUCGCCGACGGCGAAGUGCCGGCGCACGACCACGCCGGGUGGGCGGAGCUGAUCAAGGGCGAGAAGCCGUGCCAGGCGGAUACGGAGCAUGUCUUCGAGGGAGCGGACCUGGCCGCCGGAGGCGAGGACACUCGCACGUUCACGCACGUCAAGCUGACUCUCGUGCCGGAUGGCGGCGUCAAGCGGUUCCGUAUCUUUGGAAAGAGAGACGCUGCGGCCGAUGCUGCCCGGCUGGCCUUGCGAGUGUAG